Sungouiella intermedia is the source of this 1464-nucleotide messenger RNA. The record is from the annotation of a GenBank genome assembly. Lineage: Eukaryota; Fungi; Ascomycota; Pichiomycetes; Serinales; Metschnikowiaceae.
AUGAGUUCAAUGAGUGUACAUUCUCUCAUCGACAAGUACACCAAUACAGACGAGAGACCGGUGGUACCCCGUUCACGAAGCGGUCCACCGGUGCUGGAGCUUAACAAGGAACGAUUGGAUAAGUAUCAUCUGAAGGAUGUUAAUAGACCAGACAUAGAGUCUACCCACAGCCAGACCGCGCCACCCAACCCAUCCAUCAACACCCCUUCACAGACCACAGAUCCAGCCCUAUUGGCACUUUUGGGUCCCAAUAUCACAUCAUUCCCCUGGAGCGAAUCUGCGUUCGUAGAAGCCCUCCGGCUUCGAGCGGAGGAGGAACGAACGAAACAGGAACAGAUUCGUCUCGAGAUCGCUUCCAAGAACCUUGCCAUUAUUAACAAGGCCAUUGAACACGAAGUACCUGCUCAUAUGAUUCCAUCCAUGUGCGUUGCACCUAUUCCAGAGGGCGCUAUCCCGCAGCGGUACAUUUCACUGCAAUCACCGCAAUUGCCCGUGUACUCACAAUUGGGAAGACGCAAUUAUCCCUCUGGUGACUAUUCAAACAUUUCUAUGGGCUACCCUGGUGGGAACCCAGGCAUGAUAGUCCCCCCUGGGACUGCUGGACCGCAGCACGGACUUCAAGUUCAGCCAACACAAACUAAUCAUCUUCGUCAACCUGGCGCCCCAAAUAUCACCGUGACCACCACAGGCGUUGGUCCUCAUCAGCAAUCUCCAUUUCUUGCACCUUCCCCAUCAUUUGGUCGCAAUUAUGAUACCCUGGACAAUGCUAGCUCUGUUGCGCCGAUCAAUUACCGAUUUGGAAGUGGGUCGAAAGCUCCACCCCCACCACACAACCGCCGACCUUUAUCGCCAGCAAAAUUGGGCGCGGCAGCUGUUGCGAACUUAGCAAACCCUGUAACUCCUUACAGGCCUUCGCAGCGUACUCUACCUACACAUCAACGGCAUUUCUCUAUGCCAGCAGAGACGCUGUCGUCACCACAACGGACUCUGGAACGUACAAGAAACCGGAAUUCCCAGAAUGUCCAGCUUCAGUCGCCUCUCGGAGCUACAUCUUCGAUUCAGGUGCGCCCAUCGCCGGCACAACCUCUCAACAAGCAGACGAAGAAUAGUCAGAUUCCAUCACAAGAGUCAAUGACUUCGCAUCAACAUAUUAUCCAGUUCCACCACUGGAAACCUGAAAAUCCCGGUGAAAGUGAAAUUGGCUCUGUUUCAUCAGGUUCUCUGGCUCGUGGCCUGUUCUCUCACAAACGGCACAAGUCUAAUGAUAUGUCUGUUGACCUCCUGCUGACUAACGAAUAUAUCGGAUCGUCGGCCAUGCCUCCAUCUUCAAUAAAACGAGAGCAUGAAGCAGACGUCUCAAUGGAUACAAGUGAUGUUACUAUUACUGAGAAAGAGGCCGCCAGUGAGCCUUCUCAGACUUCCACGGGAAAAUUUCCUCAUGAUAUUCUACUGACUAAUCGCUAG